GAAAGAGAUGAGGUGUUGUGUUCAGGCAGUAGAAAGGAAACAGUCAGAGAGGAAUGGAGCAAACACAGCCUUCUCUGCCAGUGGGGUGGGAGGAGAGGUGGCAGAGAGAUAAGGAGAAGCAGAGGAGUGCGAUGGAGGAGGGGGGGAGGAGAAUAGAGGAGGAAGAGAGGAAGCUGAGGUGGAUAGUGGCGUAUAACAGCCGUAGGAUGGGAGCAAAGGUGAGGAGUGAGGAAGACCAGGAUAGCGAGGAAGAUGAGGAUGAUGAAGAGCAGCCAUACCACAGGCGCAGCCACCCCAGCGAGCUCUUCCUCUCCCUGGAGGCGCUGCGGGGCUCCGCCCUCCUCACUGACCUCACCCUGAGCACCGCAGCGGGGGGGGCACUGCACACGCACUCCCCCGUCAUGGCCUCUGUCUCCACACUCAUCCGGCAGAGUCUACAGGAGCGGGACAGAGAGGGAGAGGCCACAGCUCACACACAGCUCCCACACACACACACACACACACAGCUCCCACACACACACACAGACACACAGCGCCCACACCUGCACACACACACACAGCUCCCACACACAGAGCUCUCCGUUUGUCUCAGUGGGGAUGUGGAGCAGGAAGGGCUGGCCGCGGUCGUCGAGUUUGCCUACACCGGCGCCAUCGCUGGGCUGAACCCCUGCUCCGCUUCACGAGUUCGAGCAGCCGCCGUUGCUUUGGGUGCCCACAGAGUUCUGCAGCUGUGCACUGAGGAAGAGGAGGAGGGGCUGGAGGGAGGGGGAAGGGAGGACGAGAGGAAGAGGAGGGUGUUGGAGGUGAGCCUGGACUGCAUCAGGCAGCUGUGGGUGGAGCAGGUGGGCUGUGAUGUGGAGCUACAGGUGGAGGGCAAGACUUUCCCUGCCCACAGGGUGCUCCUGGCGGCCUGCAGUGAGUACUUCCGGGGCAUGUUCUGCAGUGGGAUGAGGGAGUCCCGGCAGGACCAGGUGGAGCUACGGGCCCUGGAGGGGGCAGGGUUUGGGGAGCUGCUGAGCUGCUGCUACACGGGGCAGCUAUGCCUGGGGUGGGACAGCGUAUUUGAGAAGGCCUCCACAGCCCUGCAGCUGCAGCUGCACCCGGCGCUGCCGCUCUGUCUGUACUUCCUGCGCAGUCACCUGGACGCCCGCUCAUGCCUGGACGUGGCCGCCUUUGCCGAGGCUUAUGGGACACAUGACCUGCAGGAGGAGGCCGAUGACUUCCUCCUCAGCCGCUUCCAGGAAGUAGCUUCCGCUCACCAAAUAUAUCUAACAAAUCAAACAUGUCUCAGUGUCCUAAUGGCUGACAUAAUCCACUCCCCUACGCAGGGCAUGAUCAGUCACCCAAUGCCACCUACGCAGGGCAUGAUCAGUCACCCAAUGCCCCCUACGCAGGGCAUGAUCACUCACCCAAUGCCCCCUACGCAGGGCAUGAUCAGUCACCCAAUGCCCCCUACGCAGGGCAUGAUCAGUCACCCAAUGCCCCCUACGCAGGGCAUGAUCAGUCACCCAAUGCCCCCUACGCAGGGCAUGAUCACUCACCCAAUGCCCCCUACGCAGGGCAUGAUCAGUCACCCAAUGCCCCCUACGCAGGGCAUGAUCAGUCACCCAAUGCCCCCUAAGCAGGGCAUGAUCAGUCACCCAAUGCCCCUACACAGGGCAUGAUCAGUCACCCAAAGCAGGAGCUGACUGGCUUUCUGUUGGAAGAGCGGUGUGGUUUUCCUCCCACAGAGCUGCAGAGUGUGCCAUGGUGCCCACAGGCCACACAUGCUGUCUCACAUCCUGAUAAAAACUCUUUCCUGGAGUCUCCAUGUUUUUCUCACUAUCUGUGAGAAAUAGGUAUACAGUAUAUAUAUAUAUAUAUAUAUAUAUAUAUAUAUAUAUAUAUAUAUAUAUACAGUAGCUAGCAAACACAAGUGGCAAACUUAGUGGUUAAUAAUCUAAUUUCUGCUGA
Anguilla anguilla (European eel) is the source of this 1953-nucleotide messenger RNA. RefSeq lists its product as uncharacterized. Bases 54 to 1664 code for a protein of 536 amino acids. Gene Ontology annotation, molecular function: protein binding. The record is from RefSeq and is a predicted model, not a curated record. NCBI's taxonomy places the organism in Eukaryota, Metazoa, Chordata, Actinopteri, Anguilliformes, Anguillidae. The transcript has 2 exons.